AUGAAGUUUAAAGACACGAUCCUGAGUAUUGCCUUCUUCUCCCAGGCAGGUAUUGGAAUUCUAGGGAAUUCCUUCCUCAUUUGUCUCUUGAUUUUUGUGUUUCUCAGUGGACCUAGGAUGAGGCCUAUAGACACUAUUGUCAUUCAGUUGGCCUUGGUCAACUGCUUGGUGCUUCUCUUGAAGGGCAUCCCUCAGACAAUGACAGCUUUGGGUCUCAUGAAUUUCCUAGGUGAAAAUGGCUGUAAAAUUAUUUUCUACCUUCACAAAGUAGCUCGGGACCUUUCACUCAGCAUGACCUGCUUCCUGAGUGGCUUUCAGACCAUCACUAUCAGCCCCAACAAUUCCAAUUGGGCAGAGCUUAAAGUCAGAGCCCAAAAAUACCUCAUUCACUCUAGUCUCUUCUGUUGGACUUUUCAUCUGCUUUUUUCCAGCUAUAUUCCUUGGGGAAUUAAGGGACCAAGGCAAAACAGAAACAUCACUAAGAUACAGAAUCAUGGAUAUUGUUCUUAUAAAAUUCCCUCUGCAUUUCAUGCCUCAUUAGUUGCAACCUUUCUCUCCUUUCUUGAUGCUAUGUAUUUGGGACUUAUGGUCUCUGCCAGUGGCUACAUGGUGAUUGUCCUGUAUAGGCAUCACAAGCAAGUCCAGCAAAUUCACAUUACCUGCCUGUCCUGCAGAGCCUUCCCCGAGACCAGGGCUACCAUAACUAUCCUACUCCUCGUGAGCACCUUUAUCUCCUCUUACUUACUCAAUUGCAUUGUGACAGCAUAUAUAUUGUUUAUAAAGUCCCCACUCUGGUUGAUGCAUACCUCUGCUUUCCCAACUUCAUGUUUCCCGGCUGCUAGCCCCUAUGUGCUGAUCAGCAGUGACUCAGAAGUUCCCAGGUACUUCUAUACUCUUUGUGGGAAGAAAACCUUACAUUUUAACCUGGAUAAAAGCUUGAUAUUCUCUGCCCAGGAUGACUUGCUGAAAGCUUCAGUUAGAGGAAAGCAAUCACCAUAUCAAAUGAUACCUGGAUUAGACCCUAAAAAUUAG
Messenger RNA from Phascolarctos cinereus (koala), 1032 nucleotides. RefSeq names its product vomeronasal type-1 receptor 1-like. NCBI's taxonomy places the organism in Eukaryota, Metazoa, Chordata, Mammalia, Diprotodontia, Phascolarctidae. Gene Ontology annotation, cellular component: membrane. The record is from RefSeq and is a predicted model, not a curated record. Gene Ontology annotation, molecular function: pheromone receptor activity. Gene Ontology annotation, biological process: G protein-coupled receptor signaling pathway.